AACCGAAAGCAGUCGCAGCUUUACGUUGCAUCAUGAUCGGAUGUCUUGCCCUCAAAAGCCACCAGACUUUCCGGCGGAGCGCUGCACUGCGGGCGACACAUUGACAGAACCAACAAGUCAUCAAGCAUCAAGCAUUAAAGUUUGCACCACGGAAAUUAAACCAUUGCCUAUUUAGCAUCUGUACUGUGCUUUUCAUCGCGAGUCUUCUAAGUUUACUCCGAGCUGCAGAGUUUUUGGUUCAACCUCACAUUUUGAAUGGCAGCGGUGUCACCUGCGGGCGCGCAGACUCUGUGAAGGUGCAUCCUGCCGGUGGGUCAGACUGCCAGUCCGCUGCGGAGGGAAGGAGAUGUCCCCGUUAUUCAUGGAGAUCGGGUCCGAGCUCAACAGCCUCGGCUCGGUGUCAGCCGAGGAGAGCAACACCGCUGGAUCGGAGAGAGAAGGAGAGGGAGAACAGGUGGGAAACAGAAGAACAAAGAGGAACAGAGACGCUGCGAGGAAGAGCCGGAAAAAACAAACGGAGAGAGCAGACGAACUUCAUGAGGAGCUCCAGUGUCUGGAACGAUCAAAUUCAUCCCUUAAAAAGGAGAUUGCCGCAUUGAAAAAAGACCUCCAUCUCCAUACGUCGGCUCUGGAGCGCCACACACCGUGCUUCCUCAAAGACUUUGCAUCCAGCCCUCCUGGAGCCCCCCCCCGGACCUCAAGCUCCACUUUUGCUGCUACUUCCCUCUCUACCUCCAGGGUGGUGCUCCAAACCAGGGACUGUGUUGAAACAGUCACCUGUUCACCUCCUCCGGCUCCAACGACUGCAACAUUAGCCUCACCUGGUGGCUCGACUGAAGUCUUCUCUUCCUCCAGCUCCGUGACGGCUCUUCACUCUGCCUGUUUCUCUGCAGUCCCGGCUCCCCACUCUUUGUUUAGCGAAGAUCCUCCUUCUCUAAUCACAUCGAGGGCAAAUGUUCCGCCUGUCUGCACCAGCCUUGUUUCAAACCCCGUACCCUGCAGCUCGCUCCCCGCAGCUGCUCAGCCUCAAUCUGGCCAACGACACAUCCAUGAAAGCUCUUCACUGUCAGCAAAUGCUUGUUUCUCUCCACUGGAUGCUUUUCUGAUGAAACAAGCUUCUUUUCUAACGGCUUCAUCUAAAGUGGAGCCCCCUUACUCCUAUUUAGUGGCGAAAAACGCAGGUUUAGUAGCGCAAGGCGGUCCCAUGAAUGUGCAGCUUCAUCCGGGUCAGUUGAGCAGAAACUCAAGACCAACUCUUCAAGAUCCUGCUCCUCAGUCCCUCCCAGCGUCGCCUCCUGCCUUGGAUUUAGCCUUGAAGCCAAAUUAUAGUCGACAAGUGGAAUUCAAUUCUGCGUCUCUGCUGUCCCUGCUCACUGUCCCGAGUCCCCUUUAUGUGCCUCAGACUACCACCAGCAGCUUUGAUGGACCUCUCCCUCAAACCCCACCCUCGCUGCCACGGGGGGAUCCCUCAAGAGAUCUCUCUCUUUCUGAGUUUCUCGAGUUCAAUGACUGGAUACUAGGUGGGACUAGUCACUAGUGGCGCUACAUGCCACAUUGUGCCAAAAUGGUUGUUUAAUUUACAUAUUUUUUGUAGUUUAAUUACAGUUUAGCAGUAACGGUAAAAACUGUGCAAUGCAAGCUUUUAUUUAUACAUCUGACAUGCGUAUGGAAAGCAGAAUAUGAACGAUGUGCAAAACAAAUGGUAAAAUGCGUGCGUGAGUUCCUCUGCAACUAAACUGUAUUCUCAAUUACAAUUACAAUUGUUAACUUUCCAUAGUUUACAAGCCCCUAUAGAUUAAAUGUGAACCAACGAUGCAAUCAAAUCUAGCAGCGUUUCAAAUAAAUCAGGUAGGUCGUGUUGUCCCUUCCUUAAGACAGUGGAAAAAUGACUCAACAUCCGAAACCCUGACUUGUAAUUUUAGAUCGGGGGACUACUCACUUCCUUGCAACUUCAAGGAAAUGUCAUUCGGAGAAAAUGUCCAAAGUUACCCAGUUUUAGAACGCCAUGAAACUUUCUACUAAAUGUAGUUAUUUUGACCUAUAAUCAAACACACACAGUUUAAUUCAUUCAGUUUUUUUAAAGGCUACAAUUAUUUCUUUCUUCCACAUUUCAGAUGAUACAUUAUAUUUAUUUUCUUCUUCUUUUUUAAAUGUAUAAUAUAAUAAUUAUUUAUACUUAGUGUAAGUAUGCUACUUUAUGAUUCAUUUUUAAUUCACUUUAACCAGCUUUGCUUGCGAUGGUGGAUUAGAAGACAAAGAGCGAGACGGCCGAGGGCCCUAAACCCUCAGGGGCCCCCGAAUGAAUGUGUGUCUGCAGCCUGUUGGUGUGUGGUAAUGUGAUUAAUUUCUAAUGGUUAACAGUUUGUGUUUCUAUAUUAUUUAUCUGUCUUAUCUACCAGUUUCCAAAUUAAUGUGUGCUUCACUAAAUGACCUCAGAGGGUUCAUGUUCUGCCCCCUAGUGGUUAAAUCCAGCCAUGACUACUUUAUGUGACGACACCCCUGCGGGUCUACACUGAUUACAUUGUUGUGUCAUUAAUAUUUCCCUUAUUGUGUUCAUUUUAAGUGAGGUAAAUAAGAAAUUAUUUUUCCAUUUGACCUCCUCUCAUUGCAACUGACAAUAACACACCUGUUGUUUAGGAACUACUGCUGAAAAAGUGGAUUUUUAACAGUUAGGAAAUGUAGCUUAUGCACCAUGAUUGUAUUAAAAUUACUUAAGGAUGAUUUAUGUAGAAGACUAUUCUGCUUUAUAUAUGUAGGUAUAUGGGUUAUAUAUAUAUAUAUAUAUAUAUAUAAGUGUGUGCUCCACAUAGAAGUUUAUGACUUGAGGCUUCGUGUGUGAGUGAGUUAUGACUAUUUAUCAUGCAUUAGUUGAAUAUAUUUAUGCUGUAAUACUGGUUGCAAUACAAUACAAUACAAAUAAACUUUAUUGAAACAAUUUA
Cottoperca gobio is the source of this 2939-nucleotide messenger RNA. It is a transcript of the gene batf2, whose product is annotated as basic leucine zipper ATF-like transcription factor 2. Gene Ontology annotation, biological process: regulation of transcription by RNA polymerase II. Gene Ontology annotation, cellular component: nucleus. The record is from RefSeq and is a predicted model, not a curated record. Lineage: Eukaryota; Metazoa; Chordata; Actinopteri; Perciformes; Bovichtidae. Gene Ontology annotation, molecular function: DNA-binding transcription factor activity, RNA polymerase II-specific; RNA polymerase II cis-regulatory region sequence-specific DNA binding. The coding region runs from base 347 to 1537 and encodes 396 amino acids. The transcript has 3 exons.